Messenger RNA from Saccostrea echinata, 1165 nucleotides. RefSeq lists its product as uncharacterized. NCBI's taxonomy places the organism in Eukaryota, Metazoa, Mollusca, Bivalvia, Ostreida, Ostreidae. The transcript has 2 exons. Gene Ontology annotation, molecular function: protein binding. The record is from RefSeq and is a predicted model, not a curated record. Bases 233 to 1147 code for a protein of 304 amino acids.
AGGUUUGUUUGCUGCUUUGUGUCAUUCAUAAUUGCUUAUACUUGUCGCAGGAAAUAGAAAUGAUAAAAUGUUUUCUCUGGACUUUGCUCAAGGGACAUUUACUUCCUUAUAAAUCUAAUACUUAAGUUUUAAACAAGUUUAUGAAAGGUCUUAGAUGUGACUGAAAACAAAACAUUCAAAGUUGGAUAAACUUCCACACUGAAAUCUUAAGGGAUUUAUCUCGCAUACCACAAUGUCUCCAAACAGAAAAUACACAACUUUGCGUUUGAUAAUGAUUUUUAGAAUUUGUUUUUGUUCAUAUGGUCAACCUCUCAUCCAAAUUGAAAGAACAGAAUCGAAGACUUUGGACAAAAAUCCGGGGACUGCUCAUUUGUACGAGGAGAUUAGAAAACAGUCGAUUCAACUCUUAGAUGCAGAGCACAAAGUCUCUUUCAUCUCAUCGGAAAUAAUGGGUAUCUACAAAAAAGACGUAACAGAUUUGAUGAGGAAAUUUACAGAAUUAUCCAGGGAUGCUGAAAUCGUUUCACAAAAUUUGACUGAAUAUGGAAACAGUGUCGACGAAACGGAUAAUUCCCUUGAAGAAUUUUAUGAAACAUUUAAUAUGCUGUCCAAAAAUGUCUCUGAGUUGUUGUUACAUUCGAAAAGUCAGGAGAAAAGGGAAAAUCUUUUAGAUGAGGAAAUUAGGGGCUUGGUGAAUCAAACAAUAAUUGCCAAAAACGAGUCGCAAAAAUUACAAUCAAGCUUUGAUAGCAUGAAAAGAAAUCCAGUUGGUUUUACCGUGUAUCUCGGACAAGAUGCUAACUACACUGACAAGAGCAGGCUAAAUUUUGCUGAAGUGAUAUCUAACAUCGGAGGACAGUUCAAUAGAGAAGAUGGCGUGUUUAACUGUCUUACGUCUGGGAUGUACUUGUUUUCUGCUACAAUAUGCUCCCAGAUAGGUAGUCGGGCUCAUGCUUCCAUUGUACAAAAUACGAAUACCGUCUUGUCGCGUUUGAUUGCAGAGGAUAAAAAUACGCAUGAUUGUGGUAGUAUGGACGUUGUCUCAGAAAUUCUUUCUGGAGACUUAGUUUGGAUAAGGUCGGAGAACUUUUCCAUGUUUGAUACCCAAACUUACUUUUCUGGGGUUCUGAUCAUGAAAACUGUCUAAUUAAAGAUAGUGUAACAA